AUGGCGGUAGGAGGGAAGUUUGAAUGUUGUAUUAAUGAGCAGACGCCGUUAUUAAGUAUUAAAUCCUCAAAUACAAAUGGACAAUUUCAGGCCACUCAGCUCUGGUAUGAGAUUAUUAACCAUCUUAGGCAGCAUGCUGAUGUUGGAAGAAAGCGUUACCUACUAAAGCAUUAUGAUAAUGUCUUUACUGGAAGUAAUGCAGUAGACAUUGUUUUUGCAUUUCUGCAACAUAAAGAAUCUGAACUCUUGGUUCAAAAUUUUGCAAGGGAGAAUGCUGUAAAGGUUUGUCAGGCAUUAAUGGACUCUCAGAUUUUUGAACCUCUAGUAGGCAAAGGACAAUUUGAAGACUGCAGUACCAAUUUCUACAGGUUUUUAGAGAUAGAAUCAUGGCAAUUUAGCCCGCUUUUUCAUGGAGGAAAUGAAAAGUCCAGUGAUGUAGAUACAGAUCAAAAUUCUGGUGUGUACAAUUCCAAAUAUAACUUGUCAACCUCACCCAAAAUGACUCCAACAAAGACUCAAGGAACAUCAUUUAAGAGACGUGCUGCCUCACUGGACCCUGAAUCUAUGGUGAAAUAUUCAAAACCUUCAGUGAUGGAAUCUUCCAGACGAUCUCCAUUGUCAUCUCUUCACAAUAAUUUCAAUAAUAAGUCUCCCCAAGCUUCCUCCAGCACCUGCCAUGCUUUGAGUCGAAGGCAUAGCUUUACUUUUUCUCUAAAAUCAGGAUUUAAAGACAAAUGUACUGAUAAGUUAAGGGAUUUUCUGCAGCCCCAACCAACAGUAAAGAUAAAGAAUAAUUUUUUAACACGGAAUAGUUUACGUGCUUCAUUAGCACGACUACGGCCUCGCAUGACAACCAGAGAUCAUUCUUCCAAUUCACAACCUACUCUUCAGCUUACUAGUCAGAAUUUGGCUUCAUAUGAUGCACAUCAGAAAGUUCAGGAUCACGUAAGAGAAGCAGCCUUAAGCCAUCUGUUAUCUUUGAUUGAUGUUCCAAUAUUAGAGCCCAUAAUGAUGACUUGUUAUGACCUCCCAAAAGUAUGUUUAAAAACUGAAUCUCCCAUCUUAGAAAACCGAAGGGUGAACUUAGCUAUUAAGCCUACUAUGCGACAAGACUUGAAACGAAUUCCUUGGGUGAAAGAAGCAACAGCCUGUACUAAUGGACCUCCUGCUGGUAUUGAUAAAUUGUGGUCAGCUCAGGCAUGCAAACAGCACUGUUAUCAAACAGUAGUAGAGUACUACCAAAGCUUGCCAUCUGUCAUUCUCCCUGAUUCAUUCUUAGACAUAUACAUAGCUAUUGUGCAUCUUCUCAAAGAAAAUAAACUUCAUCGAGCACAAAAAGCAUUACAGCUCCUUAUGAUGGUUCUACCGUGGCAGCGUCGUCUUCAACUGCACAAGUUACUUCAGUUUCUCAAGCUGGUCUCUGGUGAUAUAUUUGUUGCUGUUGAUAAAGAGAUAUCUAACCAUAAAGCCGUCAUUCGAGACUUCUCGGGUUCUGUGCUAUCACACUCUCUGAUACCUCAGGAUCACAGUCACAUCUUCCUGGAUUUUUGUAUCUCCAAGACACCAUUGAUAUUCUCUGUACCUCAUCUGUUAAACUCUCAAUCCAUACUUAAAGGUCCAGUUUUCUGUCAGCAAGUCUCAGAGAAAGUCUUCAGGGAACAUCAUAGUAUUAUAACCACCCAGGCUUUGCAACAACUGCUGUCAACAAUCCUAAACAGCAGUCAGGUUUCAGAGAAAGAGAAAAAGGCCUGGCUUAAGAAGUUUCAGAAGGCUCACCCUCGAGAAUAUAAUUUGUGGCUUCUUCAAACUCAUGAUUCAGUUUUUUAAAAAAGUCAGCCUCACAACCUUUUUUUUUUCUUUUUUUUUAACUAAGUCAAACAUAUCCAGCACUGAUAUAAAAAAUGGAGUUAUGGCUCAAAGUUUGAACCACUAGAAAUGAGGUUCAAAUUAAUCUCAAAGGAUAUGCUAAAAUAAAACACAUAAUUAAACAGUGUAUUGGGUAAGGAGACACUGACAGAAAUAACAUGCUUUUUUUCUACUAAAGAAAAUAGCAUGUAUAUUCAGUAUAUUUUAAUGAUUGCUUUGAUUUCUUAUAAAAAAUUUGAUCUAUUGUGAUCUUAAAUAUACUUUCAGAGGUGUGAUACAGAUAUGCAUCUUUUAGGAUUGUGAUUUUAUCAUCUUAGUGUUGAAUAUUUUUCAUGAUGUAAGUAUAAACUAAGAUGAAUAUUCUUGCAGAUAGAUUACAAGUAUUUACACAGUUUGUGACUAUGCAAAAAAACUGAACGAUGUAAAUGUACAUAAGUUAGAUCAGACCAGUAUAUUGAUAAUUCUUAAACCUCUUUUUUUAAAUAAAACUUACAGUAAUAUGUACAAGGAUGUGAAUUCAAAACUUGUUUACUAUUAUGUGAUAUGUUAGGGAUAUGGGCCCAAAAAUUAAUGUUACAAAUUUUUUUUUAACGUAGAUAUAUAUAUAUAUUUGUAAAUA
Limulus polyphemus (Atlantic horseshoe crab) is the source of this 2485-nucleotide messenger RNA. RefSeq lists its product as uncharacterized. Gene Ontology annotation, biological process: intracellular signal transduction. The record is from RefSeq and is a predicted model, not a curated record. The coding region runs from base 1 to 1827 and encodes 608 amino acids. The transcript is spliced from 7 exons. Lineage: Eukaryota; Metazoa; Arthropoda; Merostomata; Xiphosura; Limulidae.